CUUCAUCUUCUUCUUCUAUGCGUGGGUUAUUAUGAUCAUCUCUAUCAGGCUCUGUCAAAGUGAAUGGAUGAAGAUUUUUCUCAGUUGAAGUUCUUCUGAUUUCCAAUCUUAUGGACCAAUCUACCAAGUACCAGGUCUCGCUGCGUGGAGCGAGCGCCAAGGAGAUAACCAGGGAUGCACUUCUCGAGAAGGUAUCCAGAGAAAGGGAGCUUCGUAAUUACACAAGGCGUGCUACAGCCGCCGCAAUCAUCAUCCAGAAAGUCUGGAGGGCACACAAGCAAACACAAACUGUAUGCAGACAGAUUCAGCAAGAUUGGGAAAAGAUGAUGGACGGACAUGAUCUUCCCUUAAACAGAACUUGGAUUUCCACCAGUUUUCUGAGACCUUUCCUCUUAUUUGUUACAUUUUUGUCUGUUCGGUCUCAGAAGAUUCAACCAAGUGAAUUACGUUGUAUGCAGAGAUGCUUCAGAGUUCUAUUGGAAAGUAUCAACUCAUCUGAUCCAGAGAAAAACUUUUGUUCCUUGGCUACAAGUACGCAGGAAAAUAGGAAGAUCUGGAGAUAUCAAUCACGAAAACUUGUUUCCCUUUGCUUAUUUGUCCUUGGAGAGUAUGAUGUAUCUACUUCUUCAGCUCAUCACAGUCUUGUUACCUCUCUGGCAAUGCGCCUUUCUGUUGUCUUGACUGAUCUGAAGGCAUGGAGGUGCAUCAAUGAUGAUAAUCAUUUGGAUGGAAAAAUGGAAGUUGAAGAUUUGAUUCACUUCAUGGGAAGUGAAGAAGGAAGAUUGUACAUGAAUGUAAACCAAUACAUUUAUAAAUUGCAUGCCCCCUUUUCUGCCCAGUUGAAUGUUCCUCGGCAGACAGAUGAGAGACUUGUGAUUACUGCUAGUGCCAUAACAUUAGCUUUAAGGCCUCUUCACAUUGCGAAGUUAACUGACUCUGGUUCUCUGGAUAUGCUGUAUUCUGUUGAGCAGUUCUGUGUAUUUAUAUUGACAAUUCCUUGGCUUGCUCAUCGGUUACCACCAGUCCUUUUGCCUGCUUUGUGCCAUAAAACAGUUCUGUCGCUUUGCUUCAAGAUGCUACUGAUAUACAAAGAGAAAAUUCUAAACAAGAUUUCUGAGAAGGAUCAGUUAUAUACUGUAUCAUGUCUAUCAAUGAUGCCAAAAGUUGGUUGGCUUCUCGCAAACAUCAUAUGCCUGGCAACAGGAAGCAAUAACAACUCAGAAGUGCCAGGGAAGUUGAUCAGAGGGAUAGACCUCACCUCCUAUGUCCAUGUUAUUAUUAAUCUUUCCGAAAACUUAUUAGUUUGGUUUGAGAAAGCUCGGUCAAUAAAAAAGGACAGUGAUGGAGUCGAGGUGUAUACUGAACUAUUUGAAGAAUUCUCUACUACGCUGCUUUGUGGGACUCAAACUCUUAGUUCUGUGAAAAUGUCAUACAUCGACUUCUUUAGUCCGGUUUAUCAACAGUGUCAUCUUAUGGAACUUUUAUCCUUGGAGAAUGAUAGUUCUUCUGAUGAGCCCCAUAAUCUCUUGCCAACAAAUUCAGAAUGCCAGGGAAAGCGAGGUUUAAUUGAUGUGGCAUAUUACUAUUCUUGCAUGCUUAGAAUAUUUUUGUUACUGAAUCCAGUAGCAGGCCCAAUGUCUGUUCUCAAUAUGCUGUCUUUUACCCCUGGAUUUCUUAUUACUUUGUGGCAAACAGUAGAAAGCUCUAUUUUUUCUGGGAGAAGUCGCUUAACCAAGGACAGUAGUCAUACUGGAGAUACGUUAUCUGAAAAGAAGAAUGGUAAUGUUAGUAAGCAUAAACGUGUUGUGAAGGAUGAAGGAAGAAAAUGGGCAAGUGUUCUGCAUAAAAUUACUGGCAAGUCACAAGCCAAUAUAGAGUCAGCUGAUAUUCAACCACGGUCGAAACAGGUCGAUGAUGAUUCUUAUGGUAUAUGGAACAUUGAGUCCCUGAAGCAUGGUGCAGAAGGGAUGUCGAAAGAUGCAUUUUGUCUACUCCAUCUAUUUUGUUCAACCUAUUCACACCUGUUGGUAGUCCUUGAUGACAUAGAGUUCUAUGAGAAACAGGUUCCCUUCAAAUUGGAGCAGCAACAGGGAAUUGCAUCAAUGCUUAAUACAUUCGUGUAUAAUACUUUGUCCCACAGUUUUAGCCUGCAAACUAGGCCUCUUGUGGAUGCUGCUAUCCGGUGUUUGCAUCUGCUGUAUGAGAGGGAUUGCAGGCACCAGUUUUGUCCUCCAGCUUUGUGGCUUGCACCUGCCAUGAAGACUAGACCAACAAUUGCAGUAGCUGCGAGAACUCAUGAAGCUUUAUCAGCUAAUUUAAGAUUGGAGGAUGCCUCAACCCUUCCAAACAUGAGUUCUGCUGUUAUUUAUAUUCCACACAUCUUUCCAUUUGAAGAAAGAGUUCAAAUGUUCAGAGAAUUCAUCAAUAUGGACAAGACAUCAAGAAGAAUGGCUGGUGAAGUGGUUAGCAGUGGUUCACGUGCAGUAGAGGUCGUCAUUCGACGUUCUCAUGUCAUUGAGGAUGGAUUUCAACAGUUAAAUUCUCUAGGUUCAAGGUUAAAAUCCAACAUUCAUGUCUCAUUUGUUGGCGAAUCAGGCCUUCAAGAGGCUGGCUUAGACUAUGGUGGAUUAUCCAAGGAGUUCCUGACAGAUAUAGCUAAAGCGGCAUUUUCACCUGAGUAUGGACUAUUCUGUCAGACCUCAACUUCGGACAGGCUUAUAAUUCCCAACACAACAGCAAGACACAUAGAUAAUGGUAUCCAAAUGAUUGAGUUUCUCGGUAGAAUUGUAGGCAAAGCACUUUAUGAAGGCAUACUACUCGAUUACUCCUUUUCCCUUGUUUUUGUGCAAAAGUUGUUGGGCCGCUAUAGUUUCCUUGAUGAAUUAUCAACUCUUGAUUCUGAGCUCUACAAGAAUAUCAUGUAUGUUAAGCAUUACAAUGGCGAUGUUAGAGAACUUUGUCUUGAUUUUACUGUUACAGAAGAAUCACUUGGAAAAAGACAAGUUAUUGAUCUAAAACCUGGUGGCAAGGACAUCUGUGUAACAAAUGAGAACAAAUUACAAUAUAUUCAUGCAAUGGCAGAUUACAAACUUAACCGGCAGAUAUUGCCUCUGUCAAAUGCUUUCCUUAGGGGGUUAAUGGAUCUUAUAUCCCCAUCGUGGUUGAAGUUGUUCAAUGCCAGUGAAUUUAAUCAGUUACUUUCUGGUGGAAAGCAUGACAUUGAUGUCGUUGAUUUAAGAAAUAACACCAGGUAUACCGGUGGCUAUACUGAAGGAAAUCGAACCAUUAAAAUCUUCUGGGAGGUACUUGCAGGAUUUGAAGCAAAAGACCGUUGUAUGCUUCUUAAGUUUGUUACCAGUUGUUCUCGUGCUCCUUUACUUGGGUUUAAAUACUUGCAGCCAGCCUUUACCAUUCAUAAGGUUGUCUGUGAUAUGCCAAUCUGGGCAACAGUUGCUGGACAAGAUGUGGAGCGACUUCCAUCGGCUUCCACAUGUUACAAUACAUUAAAGCUGCCUACAUACAAGCGAUCUAACACACUCAGAGCAAAACUUCUAUAUGCUAUCAAUUCCAAUGCUGGAUUUGAGCUUUCAUAAUGUCCUGUUGCAAUUAUGACAAGGUCUAGAAGAGGUUGAUAGAUAUUGAACACAACGAGUUUGAGUCCGGGGAGCGUAUUCAGAAGAGCUUGGGACGUAUUAUUGAGUUUACUAUUGAAGGAAACAGCAUCCUGGUUCAACCUCGCAACACAUUGGUUACUUCCUGCACCAAACAUGGUGAUAGCUGCUGGCAAGCAUCCUGUUGGUGGUAGGCCUGUUACUCCAAUCCUUCUUGCUCCUAGCUUGUACAGACUCUGUAUAACAAGGUCAAAUUAUGUUCAUAAAAAGUUUAUUCGUUUGUUGUGUUUGCGAGUUAAACCAAAAUAUGUAAGAUAAUGAUGAAAUACAUGGAUCAUUUUUAUUUAUUUAUUUGAAAAUUGGAUUUUGUCAUUGC
Molecule: messenger RNA, 3987 nt
Organism: Impatiens glandulifera
Lineage: Eukaryota; Viridiplantae; Streptophyta; Magnoliopsida; Ericales; Balsaminaceae
Product: E3 ubiquitin-protein ligase UPL7
Exons: 15
Coding region: 111-3593 (1160 amino acids)
Biological process (GO): ubiquitin-dependent protein catabolic process; protein polyubiquitination
Molecular function (GO): ubiquitin protein ligase activity
Source: RefSeq, a predicted model, not a curated record